Messenger RNA from Nematostella vectensis (starlet sea anemone), 7263 nucleotides. RefSeq lists its product as uncharacterized. The coding region runs from base 134 to 4780 and encodes 1548 amino acids. NCBI's taxonomy places the organism in Eukaryota, Metazoa, Cnidaria, Anthozoa, Actiniaria, Edwardsiidae. The transcript is spliced from 3 exons. The record is from RefSeq and is a predicted model, not a curated record.
CAACAAACCGAACAUUUUGCCUUCGACGAACAUAGAAGGCAGAAGUACAUCUCAAGUAAAAAACGAGUCUUUUAUUUCGUAUUAGCUAAGUAAAUCCUUAAUUUUGCUCCCAUAAUGUAAUUUAUUUGCAAAAAUGGCUACUCGUCGUCCAAAUACAGAGUUUGAGAGCGACUGGGCCUUCAUCGAAGAAGAGACUGCAAGCUCGAUAGAGACAAAGAGAGACUGUGUUGUGUAUCGCAAGCCUACAUACUCUGAGAUUUUGUGUGGGAUCCAGCCAAAUGAACUUGAAGAGGGCGAGGAGAGUGAACCAGAAUUUGAGAUUCUGACAGGCUUCAAGUUUUGUCAAGAGCCAUCAAAACCACCACUUGCUGAACAGGAUCACCAGCCAGUAGUGAAUGAUUUGUUAUCUGAAUAUGGCCAUGCUGCUGCUUCAUGUGAUGACAUUGAUGAUGGCAUCAUGAUCAUUUCAAAGCAUUGUGAUGAUCCAGACAUCAUUCCUGAAACUUCUCCACUGAUGUCAAGUUCCAGAUGCCUUCUAGAUGACAGCUUUGUGUCUCUGUCUGGCUGGAAUGAGUUAGUUUGCAAUAAUGAUGCUGCUCCAAUUGAUGACUACGACUGGGAUAGUUUCUCAGAUCAAGGCUUGACUGACAACGAUGAGUCUGGUCUCAGUGCUCUUCCUUUCUACUCAGAAGAAUUAUUUCCUUAUCCAAGUGUCGAAUCCCUCGCACUGUCAGUUGACCUAGCUGGCUGGAAUGAGCUUACAACAUUGCAUGACCAUCACCUUACUGCCCCUAGCACCGUAGACAACCCUGGAAAAGAGAUUUAUGACGAUCAUGAGUCGUUACCUUCCAGCAUUGAAGCAUUUGGAUGGGAUGAGCUUCCUUUCUAUAACUCUAACUUGUCUGAUGAUGGAGAGAUCCUCUAUGAAGGUCAGGCUGUCCCUCCCAAUCCUGGUGUUGUAGACGAAAUCUUCCAGAUGCCAUUUAUUGUGAACGGACAAGCAGAGUACCUAUCAAUGACAGCAAGCGGGUCCUUCCGUACCAUCCCUUGCUCUGACGAGUCAUCAACUGAAGGAAGCUUAAUUGAGUUGAUUUGCCCAGAUGAUAACACUGAUGAGAGCUAUGACAUACUUGACUCACAAAUUGUGGACUAUGAUGAUGAUGAUGAUGCAAUGAGUGGGUGGAAGGAACUGCCAUUUAUAAAUUCAAGUUUCUAUGUCAGUGAAGAUGAUUCCUUCUCUAGCCACGACAUUGAAUGCAUUGAAACUCCUACAGAAAUUAGCAACAGCCCUCUAAAUCUUCCCAAUAGCCUCAGCUCUGUUUCAAGCUCCUUGUUUUCCAAAGCAUCCUCCUUUUGCUCAGAUUCUGAUGACUCUGAUGAAGAAGACAGCUAUGAUGAUGAUGAUGACCCCUAUAGCUCUGACGAAAGUGACUCAGAUGAGUCUGUACUCUUCCCACGAUGGCUGGAAGAGGGUAGGCCAUCAGAUGACAGCCCUUCAGGUGAUGACUUGAUGUCACAUCUCUAUGUCGACAUCCCAACCUUUGUCAUCCUGCUGUGCUUGACUACUGCUAUGGGAUUUAGCAUUGGCCAUGGCGUGAGUGUCUACCUUAGUAACCAGGCCGUGAGCAAAACGACAAAGCUCAGUAAGCCCAACACCGUGACCUACUCGUCCCCCGACUCCGUGAAGCUGAAUGGUUUGACUGCUGAACAGCAAGCUCGCCUAGAUCUGUGGGCUCUUGAAGAGAAACUCUACCAGGAACGUGACGAUGCAGGCAAGGAUCAUUUUGACAUCCAGUCGCUUCAUUCCAAACUACAGGAGAAGCACUUCAAGCUUCUUCAACAACACAGGACCGUGCAGCAGAGACUACAACUAAGUAAAUCAAUGUCUUGGUAUUGGCGACUAAAAUAUGACGAAGAAAAAAGGCACCAAGCCCAGUCCCACAAGUUUGGGACAAGCAGCAAAAACAUUCGCUCAUUCCGUGAUAUUUAUAGUGGGGAUCUUUCUAGAACCGAUGAUGUAACACAGAGACGAGGUAAGCUGAACAAGGAUUAUGUGGACAGUUCUCAUAACGUGUUCAAGAAAUACCACUCCGUGUCGUCAUUGAUACCUCCUCGACGCGUAGGUUUGAAUAACUUCAGAGCACGCUGGAACCUUGGCAAUCCCAACCCUUAUUGUUCGUCAGAUGCUAAAGCCCCGGAUGUUAUCAGAAAAAGACAGCCAUGCCGUGAUAAUGAUAAGGACGUAGCUGACAAUUUGAUAGUUAACUCAAGGAAGCGUAAAAAAAACAUAAAGAAAACAAAUAAUAACAAAAAUACAAGAUCGUCUUCUUCGUCGCCUUGUCAUGCAGCACCUUUGAGGAGUUCAUUAAAACCUUGCUUCAAGGAACCGAAAUCUCUUAUCAGAACAGAAACUAGAUUAGCAAAACACAACAAUGAUUCACUGGUAAACAUAAAGCAGCAAAGCAAAGAUAAACACGCAGGGAUACGCAGGGAGUUGUUGAAGAAAAGAGAACUCCGAAGAAAACAACGAGAACUAAAAAUGCACGCCGAUGAAUUAAAACUGAUCAUCGCUGAGCUGCUCAAGGAAAGACGUUUAGCAGAAAAAGAAAAACACGAGUUGCGUAAAAGUUGGAGAACUUUGAAGAGGCAGCAGAAUCGUUUUGAAAGCGAAAAAUUGAGACUUGAAGAGGAUUUAAGCGUGAGAUCUCUUCAUGUUCUCGAAUAUUUGAGGAGGGAGAAGAAAAAGAUGAAGAAUUGGAGGCGAACACAAAAGAUCCAGAUGCGUGAUGACUUAUUCAAACUCCAAGAAAAAUUAAAAUCUGAGAAUGUGCAGGCUGCGAGACAGGGAUACCGAGAGAUUCUUGGAACGAAAAGAGAUCUCAAACUAGAAAAAAGACUGUUAAGGGAACAGAAGAAGGAUCUAAAGAAACUUAAGAAAUCGUUGAGGAAGGAGCGUCGAAAGUUUGCGAAGACUCAAGCGAGGAAAAACAAAGUAGUUGAAAAACUGAGCAAGAGGUUGAAUCGCGUAAAAAUCAAAAACAAAUUUCGAAAGAAAACGAAACAGAGUGCGAGAAAGUCACGAAAAAUCAGACUCAAAUGGAAAGAGGAACAGGAAAGGUUUUGGCAAGAUAUCGAGAACAAACUUGACGACUGGGUAGCAAAUAAAACUGAACUGAAGUCUGCGGCUGCUCAUAGCUUAAACAACCGAAGAAAGAGGAAAAUGAAGAGCGUUAAAAAAUGGAGGGAAGCGUUGAAAAGGGAAGUAAUAAUGGAAUGGAACGCGAUGAAACGAAAGUACGAAAACAAAAAAGUCAAGACUAAGCGACUGCGCAAAAAAGGCCCAUGGACUGGGGAAAUUCUUGACAAGAUUCUGGCAGAGCAACGAGUCUAUGACCAACAAAAGCGACUUCGAAAGAAGGGCGAAAAGGCCAAUCGUUGGGAUUCAUUUACCAGGCUGCAAAGGAAUGAAAAAAGAUCUGAUUUUAAGAAUUGGCGCAAGAAGAAACACUGGAAGAAGUAUUCUAGUGAUGUGGAUGCCUUGAUGAGAAAAAGGCGUCGCAAGCAAGACAAGAAGUAUCAGCGAGAGCUGGAGCGACUUAACCAGUGGGCGCUACAGAUGAACGAGAAGAAACUGGAACACGAAAGGUUGUACUCCGAGAAACAGAAACGCAACCCCAAAUGCCCAAGGCAUAAAAAUAAUGAUUCAAAAUCAAAGAGGAAAAGAACUGAAUUGAUCCGAAUUAAAAACGAAACAGUGAUAAUCGAGUUAAAGCCGCCACCGCCGAAACACAGAGACGAACUACACCCAGAUACGACUAAGAGGGGGAGGGCACGGGCUGAGAAAACACCAGUAUCCAUGUCUUCGAGUCCAGUCGGAGAACUAACUUCGCAUACAGACCAAAGUCAAGCACAGCGUCCGAAUCCGACUCCAACCGAUAUCAAGCCGAACGUUCACCAAGAGUUUCCGAUUCCACCCGAGCUCAAGCCGCCCCUGCCUCAAAGGUUUCCGACUCCAACCGAUAUCAAGCCGAACGUUCACCAAGAGUUUACGAUUCCACCCGAGCUCAAGCCGCCCCUGCCUCAAGAGUUUCCGACUCCAACCGAUAUCAAGCCGAACGUUCACCAAGAGUUUCCGAUUCCACCCGAGCUCAAGCCGGAUAUGCAUGUUGAUUUCCCGUUACUUCAGCUGAUCGGCGGAAAAGACUGGGUACUAGAACCUCGCCACAAGACUCCUGAUAUCAAAAGCUACGAGGAACCAGCUAAAAUGAGACCCCGCCCACUACCACCGCCUGAUUGGUUAGAAGCCGACGAGUACGAGAAGGUUAUGGAUUGGUACGUGCGUAGAGCUAUUGAGAGAAACGAGCUUCGUAAGAGUAAUCCACUGGCCACGUGGUUCCCUCCUCAUGACUUUAGUGUCAAGUCCGACAGCUCCUGGCUCUUUCAGCGUUCCCGUGAUCGCCAUGAGCAACGGUCUCACCCCGUAUUUCAACAUCACUCUCGAGGUCCGCGCAAGCGUCGCCGGGUAAUGAAACACAAAGAUGGCGCCUGGUUUUUCGAGCGAGCCCACGACCGCGCUGACCAGCGUGAACCGUGGUACAUGCGCCGUGCGGAAGGGAGGCAGAGUGAACGAGACUCUAAGUUAGAGAACUGGUGGCUAGAACGUGGUUACAAUAGGGAUGAUCUUCGUGGUUGCCAUGGGAACGAUGACGACAGUGAUGAAGACAGCUGGUUUCCAUGGCGAGCGCGACUGAGGCGAAGAUUCUGGUAUCCGUGCUUCUAGGUGAAUAGAGAUGGUACCUUAGAACUCUCCCCGUGUGGAGUGAGUGAGUAGCUAUCCUUUGGUGUGCGUGCGUAAGUUUGGCUUUUUUUCUUUUUUUAUGGAAACCAAUCAGUCACCAGCUUGUGUCUUUUAGAUAUGAAAGCAUAGGAAAUCACAAGUUUAGUUAGUUACAAUCUAUUCUAUAGCUAAAUGACUACUUAGACUUAUGAUUAUUGAGAAAUUAUUUUUCUUCAUUUCAUUUAGUCAUUUUCUCUUGAAAAUUGUAACACAAGGUUUCUAUUGGUUUUGUUUUUUUAUUCUCCCAUGAAUUGCAAAGUUGUUGUAGGUGUCUAUUUAAAUUUUAAACAAAACAAAAAAAAUAACCUUUAAGACGACCGUUAAAAUUAAGUUUGGUUUUCUUAAGUUUGUUUAAGAGUUGAAGCUACCAAUCAGUUAAGUCAUUUGGUGCUCGGAUUUUGACUGUGAUGUAUGUUCGUGUUCACGAUAGACGAGAUUAGCGUACGUACGUAUGUAAGUUCGUCCGUUUUCCGGCGUCGAAAGCCUUUCUCAUAUGUACUUGUGAGUUGACUUACAUAUAUAUUGGCGUGAAGUCUACGUGAAUUUGCGUGCAUGUGAGUGUUUGUGCGUGCGUGUACAUGUGCGUGGUUAUGCGUGAGAAUGUGCGUGUACGUUCGAUUUGAGCUAGCGUGCGUGUGCAUGUGGGUAUACAUAAGCGUUUACGUUCGAUGUGAGUAUACGCGCGUAUACAGCAUGCGCGUGUUCGUGAGUGUACAUGUGAGUGUAGAGGAUUGUUUGUGCGUGAACUUGCGCACACUGUGUAAUGUAGAUGUGAUCCGUGUAGACUUCGAGCGACUGUUUGUGCAUGUGGUGUGUUCUCGUUCUGAUGAGAAAUCAAACGCGGGAGCGUUGUGUGUGUUUUUAUUUUUGAGUGUGUGUUUUUGUUUUGCUUAGGUGUUCGCACCUGGUGUGUCGAGCAUUUUAAACCAGUUCCAAACUUUCAUUCAUGUAAAAUAUACUUAUGUUUUUUAUGUUUUGAAAGAGAGUGACAACAGAAAGUAUAUGCUGUCGGAAGGCCUGUGAUUCUUUCCGGCAUCAUUUGUCGGAUGAUACCGUUUUUAUUUCUCCCCAUUCUUUAAUAUUAUUAUUUAUUUUUUUAGAUACGUUUGGGUUUUGGACAUCUUAGUAAGGAUUUUUCAAGUUUUGGGGUUUGCUUUUUAUCUAAAGGGUAAAUAUUCACGUAAAAAAACUAAUGUUAAACUAACAAAAACUAAUGGCAAAAUAAUCAACACUAACGCGGGAAACAUUAUCUUUUCGUGAAAUACUAAUACUUGUUGGAAUGAAAUGAAUGAUGUGGUCGAGGUUUUAGUGGCGUUUACUGGAUAAGGGUCGUAAACCGGAAACCACACGUUAGAGAAAUCAGUAAUGGGUUGUAUUUUAAUUUUUUUUAAUCUAGUCUCCCUUUCUUUUUUCAUGACCGUAAGAAGGUUCGGGGGGGGGGGGGGGGGGGGAGAGUCGCGAUUGGUCGUGUAAUUUAGAGGGGGAGGGCUAAAACCCUUUUACAUGCCAAAUUAAUAAUUUGUCUUGCUAAGGGGUACGCUACUGGUUUCACUUAUGGACUUAUUUUCUUUAAGUUUCCCCCUUUUUCUUUUUUUUUAACAAUUUUUCCAUCGCCACGAGAAUCACUUUCAAUCCUUCGUGUAAAGCUCUCUUUUGUUUUUUCUUGUUUUUUUUUUUCUUUUUUACAUUCUGGGUAUAAUUUUCUGUAGAUGGUACGGAUUUAUUAAUUUUUUAGCACCUGCAACAAGUCUUAAAAAAUUCCUAAAACACAUGGAGAAAUGAUUGUCAGAUUUUAUUAUUUGGCCGUAAGAAAGCUAGAUCUUUUUCAGCUGCACGGCAUAACGAAAAAGCGGAUCCAAUCAAAAAGGGUGCGUUCUUAUCAAGUCUCCCGGAUGUCAGACACUUUCAGGAGAUGUUUUUAAUGACGAUGGUUAAAAAGCAUUUCGUUACGCGGUCUUCCAUUAUGCGAGUGACAGUUAUAGCGAGACACGAGUUAUGCUACUCUUAUUUGUUUGAUUAUAAUCGAGCAGUUGGGUAGCUAACUUAAAUAUACAGAGUAAGAAGAAAAACUACCUAAAUAUUCACGCAACCAAAAGUGCACGAAAACGAAAUACCAAAAAAAUUACAAGUGUUUGAACAAACCAAAAAAAGCGCACCUUCUAAAAGGUUUUUGGAAAGGAUAGGGUUGUUUUCUGGGCUAUCGCGUUUCUUCAGUUAGGUAUCGUGUCGCUAGCUAUUUUAUUAAGAGAAUAAUUAAUAGGGGCAUUAUUAUAAGACACGGCAUAUAUUUCGUUGUAUUUCUGCGUGUGUGUGGCGUGUACUAUAUAGUCUUAAAUAUAGCAGUUUGUCGUCGGUAGUCCCAGCCCGCAAGAGUAUUGGAUCAUGGCGUACAAUGCUUAUUUCAAUAAAGUGGUGAAAACACGUUG